Pelodiscus sinensis (Chinese soft-shelled turtle) is the source of this 1627-nucleotide messenger RNA. The record is from RefSeq and is a predicted model, not a curated record. NCBI's taxonomy places the organism in Eukaryota, Metazoa, Chordata, Testudines, Trionychidae.
CCAACAGCUCCCCCACUCCCUCUACCUCAGCCCAACCUAUCCCCCCACUAUCUGCUCUGCAGCCGAACCAGCACCUCCCUUCCCUCGCUUCCCCAGUGCAUUACACCAUCCCCAGGCCAACCUUAUCCCACACGAGCGCCCUCCCUCGCCUCAACCAUGUUUUUAUCCUUCGGGUCCCUCGCUUUCCUUCCUCUCCACAACACCCAAACCAACAUGUCCCCCCCAGCCCCUUUCUCCAUUCAUGGGUCUAUCGGUCCCCCAUUCUGCUCCCUGCAACACCCCCCAGCUCACCCCGACAUGCGCCCUAUUCCUCCCCAUCCCCCGUACGUGGGACCUCUCAGCUCCCUGUUGGCUUCCUUCCCAACCCACACACCCUCCUCGCACACCCCUGUCUCGCCAGGUCUGCAACCUUCCAGCCUCCCUUCUUCCUUUCUUCCCAACCCGCACACCCUCCUCGCACACCCCUAUCUCGCCAGGUCUGCGACCUUCCAGCCUCCCUUCUUCCUUCCUUCCCAACCCACACACCCUCCUCGCACACCCCUAUCUCGCCAGGUCUGCGUCCUACCAGCCUCCCUUCUUCCUUCCUUCCCAACCCACACACCCUCCUCGCACACCCCUCUCUCGCCAGGUCUGCGUCCUACCAGCCUCCCUUCUUCCUUCCUUUCUUCCCAACCCACACACCCUCCUCACACACCCCUCUCUCGCCAGGUCUGUGUCCUACCAGCCUCCCUUCUUCCUUCCUUCCCAACCCACACACCCUCCUCGCACACCCCUCUCUCGCCAGGUCUGCAUCCUACCAGCCUCCCUUCUUCCUUCCUUCCCAACCCACAUACCCCUGUCUCGCCGGGCCCGGGACCUGUCAGCCUCUCUUAUUCCUUCAUUCGCGCCCUCAAGUUGCACUCCUACCCCCUCACUCCUCCUCCUUCCCAACACUUCCAGCCUGCCAUAUCCUUCCCUAAUCUGGUCUCCGCCCCAGUUAUCCCUCUAUUCCUGGGAUCCCUUAACCCCCAGCCCUCCCCAGUUCCAAUUAUUGUUCCCCAUGAACUUGCUGAGUUGGCUUUGCCCGCCAACCUGGGGCCCUCAAAUACUCCUCCAUGCUCUUCUCCAUCUCUGGAGCCUCUAAAUCCCCCAAACUCUCAGUGCCCCUGGGAUCCUUAGAUCUCUCCCCUCCACAGUGCAGCCCUCAAUACCAGGUAUUCAAGACAGUCAUACUUACGUAGAGACCAAAAUAGGAAAUGAACUUCUCCACUGAUCACCCCUUUGAGACUCUAUUCUUCGCAGUCCUGCUGUCUCCCUCCACAGCACAUGGGCAGGUCUGCUGGUGCCAGUGGGAGGGUAGAAGCCAGAGGCAUACUUUAUAUGUGAGAAGCGGUUACGUGACAUUACGGACUGAGAUGCCAACGUGUUCACUUUUCCUAAAGUGCUGGAUUCAGAACCAGGGGAAAAAGUCAACUAUUGGAGACUCCUCCAGUUCUGCGAUGAACAGAGAGAGAAAAUGAGACUAUGAGCAAAAUUACUGCAAGUCAAGAGCUAUUCCGGAGGAAUCAAUGGGGGACCCUGGCCAGAGAAGAAACCGACGGAGAUGGACUUGACCUGCCCGGACGUGAUUCCCGGGACUCCUGAAGGG